Molecule: messenger RNA, 2948 nt
Organism: Osmerus eperlanus (European smelt)
Lineage: Eukaryota; Metazoa; Chordata; Actinopteri; Osmeriformes; Osmeridae
Gene: exoc3l4
Product: exocyst complex component 3-like 4
Exons: 13
Coding region: 177-2525 (782 amino acids)
Biological process (GO): exocytosis; exocyst localization
Cellular component (GO): exocyst
Molecular function (GO): SNARE binding
Source: RefSeq, a predicted model, not a curated record
ACGUAAAACUCAAAGUGAUCUUCGUUAUACCUCAUAUCAGUUGCAACCUAUCAUGGAAAGGUAAAAAAUCCCCUACAGGUAAAAAAGGAUUGAUAACUACAUGAAAGUGAAAGCCUAAUGUACCUGGAGUUCGCCAAAGGUAGACUACAAAAAGACGUAAUCUCCAGGGAGGUUGGAUGCUAGGCGCCGACGUGAUGUCAGAGAUGGGUGAGUCUGGCGAGGAGGAGCUGAGUGAAACCCAGGGCCUGGAGGAGGACGAAGCGUCCAGGCUAAGGUCAGCCAAGGAGCGGAAUGGGGGGGUCCAAACCGACAGCCGUGAGAAGGAGAAGAAACCGGGGAUGUUUAAGUCGUUAAGAGAGAGCUUCAAACAAACACCAAAGAGGAAUCCUUUGUCACCUAACUUCAAGGACCAUCUGAAUACUGAAAUGGGAAGGCAGAACAUUGACCCUGAAAUCACCUCUCCAACACAGGUCCAGCCACCCUCUUCUCCAAAUCCCAGUUAUGCCUUUACGGACUCCCUUCUGAAAAAGGCCGAUUCCUUAAGACGGAGCUUCCGGUUUAAUAAGAAGGACAAAACCGCCAAAAUGGAGCAGCUCCAACCUGUCACCGAGGCCUCCGCGGCUGAGAAGAAGGAAGUGGAGGUGGAGAAGGCAGAGAAAGGCAUCAGAGAAUCAUACACCCUCCCUGAAAUACCCCCCACACCCCUUUCAGUGAUGCAGAUCAACAAGCUGAUCGAGAUGGAGGCGCUGGAGAAGGCCCACCUGAACCUGCUCUCCCUGCGGCUGGAGUUCCAGCAGGAGAAGGAGCAGUGUUUGGCCGAGGCCUCCCCUCUGGAGCUGGCCAAGAAGGAGAAGGACCUGAGCCUGCUGUACAGAGCCAUGCAGGACAAGGUGAAGAGCAUCGCACGCAACUCCAACUCCCUCCCGUCCCGUAAUAAGGAGCUUCUGGUUGACAUGGCCCGUAUCAUCCAGGAGGAGGAGAGGAGGGAGGGGGAUCCCGGGGGCCUUGUGGGUCCGGGGGGCUGGAGGGGGGCCUGGAGGGAGGCUGUGAGCGAGGGAGUGCAGGCCAAGCUGGGUAGCGUCCACCUGGACGGGAGGGAGCUGAAUGCCUCCUGGCUGGCUGUCCACUUGGGGUUACUGGGCGAGACCAUAGUGGAGGACCUGGAGAAUGUGAAGAGGGACCUCCAGGGUUCGUACCCACCCAGCUUCAAUGUGUUCAGUACCUACGUGAGCUGUUACCACGCUGCUGUGGGCCAACACCUGAAGAAACUCCUACAGCAGGUGACGGACCUGAAAGAUUACUACGCCCUGCUGGACUGGAUCAUCCAUCGCUACGAGAGUGAGAGGAUCAUGGGAAGCCCGUCUCUGUGCCCAGAGAUGGAGGGAGAGGACACAGCCCUCUGCCUGGAACAACACUUCCUGGAACAACUGAAGAGUAAAUACUGCAGGAGAGUUCAGGAGGACAUGAAAGAUUCUCUGGGCAGGAUUCUGACACUCGAAGACGAGGAAAUGUGGAAAAACAGGGUGGCUCCAGAGAGCGAUGAUGACAGCUUCCUUCACUCUCAUUUUCAUAUGGACAUCUGGACGAAAGUGCAGAGCAUUGCUGUGAACUCCAAGAAAAUUGAUGUCCAUUUGGAAAAAAGAGUUGUGUUGGCCUGCUUCGAGGAGUUAAAACAGUUCCCUAAACGAUUUGAGUGCCAGUUUGAACCGGUUUUUAACAGUCUGAGAGGGACCACAUUGGGUGUGGAUUAUCAAAUAACCUACAUCAACACUUUUGUUGCUCUAAAGGAGCACAUGGACAGCUACAAAGACAGCUGCCCCACACAAGUCGAUCUUUUCAGCAGCGAAGCAGAUGGCUUGGUCCAAAGACUUGUGCUGGGUCUGGAGAACCAGUUCAAGAAUGAGACGAAGCCCUUCCUGAGGAGGAUGAUGACGAGGAAGUGGCUCACUGCAGAUGGGGAUUUCCAGGAACUCUACUGUCGGACAGAAAAACUGUUCCAGCAAUGUGUUAAAAUGAGAUCUCCACAUGUUCAGAAGUUGGUGAGCAACUUGCACUACCACUUGGUGAAGGAAUAUGUGUCUCAACUGAUGAAAAACAACUACUCGUGCAAAAACAGGAAGCACGAAAGAGCGUCAAAAAAGAUGCGAGGGCAGUGGUCUAAGCUCAGAGAGUUGUUCCAGGACAUGAAGACAGACCAUGAAUGGCUUCACCCGAUAGGGGACCAUCUGUGUGACAUCAUCGGGCAGAAAAACAAGAGGGACAUUAAAAACCACCUGCAGCCUCUGGUGAAAGACUAUCCAGACAUCAGUAGGAGUCACCUGGCCGCAGUGCUGUACUUCAGGGGAGUGAUGCGAGGCAGAGAGAAGCAGGCGAUCCUGCAGUGCCUCACCCAGCUGACGACGGCUCAGGCCGGCACGGGACAUCACAGUCACUCUCUCUUCGCCCAAAUAGAGGUCCCAAUCAACACUGACUGUCUGGCUGACAUGCCCUUCUCCUGCCUCUCCUUCCUCCUGCCUGACAGUUAGGCGACACACCGGCACACAGCAAGGCCUGGUUCACCUGGGUGCCUGGCUGUGUGGGGUGCGAUGACAGCUUCAGGAAGGCCCAGUCUCCCUGGCAGGCUCUGUGGGUGUGUGAGAACAGUGCCUCAGUAAAUCAGUAGUAAACUUGUAUUUUUAACCGUUAUAAAGAGAAGUGACUUGUCGUUAUUGCAAACCUAAGAGUUCUUGAUGCUGAAUGCUUAAACAGUCUGCCAGUGCUCACAAUCGAUUAAAUUGUAUGUGUAUCGUUACAGUAAAUUGACAUUAAAUCUCAAUUUAUUUGCCAAUUAUGUUAUUAUCUGAUGUAAAUAUUUUACAAAAGCAGACGUUGAUUAAUGAUGUUCUUUCUUUUGUAGACUUUAGUUCAAUACAGUGUAUGCAAAAAUUAAAGUGAAACCAGGCCAUGCA